CUUCUCUCCUGCCCCAGUGACAGAUCAUCCAAGCUGUGAGCCAUGGCCUCCAAAAUCCAGAUGCCGGCUCCUUUGUGCCUGAUUGAGAACAGGGACAGGAAGUUGGUUGUCCAUCAGGAAGCCCUUCAGGUGCUCUCUGGAAUCCAUCAGCCCGUGGUGGUGGUGGCCAUUGUGGGGCUCUACCGAACGGGCAAGUCCUACCUCAUGAACAAGCUAGCUGGCAAGAACUCAGGUUUCCCUCUGGGCUCCACGGUGCAAGCCAACACCAAGGGAAUCUGGAUGUGGUGUGUUCCCUACCCUGACAGACCAGACCAGACCCUUGUGCUUCUGGAUACAGAGGGACUCGGUGACGUGGAAAAGGGUGACACUCAGAACGACUCCUGGAUCUUUGCCCUGGCUGUCCUCCUCAGCAGCACCCUGGUCUACAACAGCAUGAGCACCAUCGACCAGCACGCCAUGGACCAGCUCCAUUACGUGACAGAACUGACUGAGCGCAUCAAAUCCAAAUCUUCACCUGAGAAGAAUUUAGAGGCACUGGAAGAUUCCGCCGAGUAUGUCCGCUUCUUCCCAGUGUUCAUCUGGGCCGUGAGGGAUUUCACUUUGCAGCUGGAACUGAAUGGACAGCCCUGCACUCAAGAUGAAUAUCUGGAGAAUGCCUUGAAGUUAAAGAAAGGUAACUCCCAUGAGGUUCAGCUCUUCAACCUGCCCCGCGAAUGCAUCCGACUGUUCUUCCCUACCCGGAAAUGUUUCAUCUUUGACCGCCCCACCAAUCGAAAGAACCUCCGCCGGCUGGAGGAGAUGGAGGAGAGGGAGCUGGAACCUGACUUUGUGGAGCAAGCAAGCCAGUUCUGCCGCCAUGUCUAUAAGACCUCCAAGCCAAAGACCAUCCCAGGAGGGCAUGUUAUCACUGGGCGCUUGCUAGCAAACUUGGUGGAGACCUAUGUGGACACGAUCCGCAGCGGGGGCGUGCCUUGCAUGGAGAACGCAGUGCUGGCUCUGGCUCAGAUUGAGAAUUCGGCUGCUGUGCUCGAAGCCACUGGCCGCUACGUGGAGCUGAUGGACCAGACGCUGAAGCUGCCGACAGAGACGCUCCAGGAGCUCUUGGACAUCCAUGCGAAAUGUGAGGACGAGGCCCUUAAGGUCUUCAUGGCCCGUGCCUUCAAGGAUGACAAGCAGCAGUUUCAGGCUGAGCUGACGCGAGCCCUAGUUCAGAAGAAGGAGGCGUACUGCCGGCGGAACGAAGUGGAAUCCUCAAAACGCUGCAAGGCUCUGUUGAUGAGGCUUUCUAAGGAACUGGAGGACAGGAUCAACCAGGUUUUCUACUCCCGACCUGGUGGCUAUCAGGAUUAUCUGAAUGACUUGAGGAUGGUAGAAGUGAGAUACACCCAGGAAUCAGGAAAAGGAGUCAUGGCGGAGGCCGAACUGGAGCAGUUCUUCAAGGACAAGGAGGCUGUGGGAAGAGCCAUCCUUCAGAGCGAUGAAGCCCUCACACAGAAAGAGAAGGAAGCUGAAGAGGCCAGGGUGAGGGCCGAGGCAGCCGAGCGAGAGAGUGAGCUCCAGAAGCAGCAUCAGGCUAUGCUGGAGCAGAAAAUGGAGGAUCAGAGGCGAAGUCAUGAAGCCAACAUUCAGCACCUGAUGCAGAAGCUGGAGGAGGACAGGAAGAAGCAGCUAGAAGAGCAGGACAAGAUGGUGGAGGCUAAACUCCGGGAGCAAAAGACAAUGCUGGAAGCCGGAUUCCAAAAACACGCCAAUCAGCUAAAUGACCAGAUCAAUCAGCUGAGAAAAGAGAGCGAAGACCUCAGGAAGCCAUCUUGGCUAUCCAGUCUCCUGGAUGCUGCUUCAGUGGUGCUUUCACUGGUGAUUCCAGGGUUAGCUGGCAAAGCUGUUGCAGUGGUCUCCCAAUUUUUCAAGCGCUUGUAA
Messenger RNA from Heteronotia binoei (common prickly gecko), 1920 nucleotides. RefSeq names its product guanylate-binding protein 1-like. The transcript has 10 exons. Lineage: Eukaryota; Metazoa; Chordata; Lepidosauria; Squamata; Gekkonidae. Bases 43 to 1920 code for a protein of 625 amino acids. The record is from RefSeq and is a predicted model, not a curated record. Gene Ontology annotation, molecular function: GTPase activity; GTP binding.